Guillardia theta CCMP2712 is the source of this 2078-nucleotide messenger RNA. RefSeq lists its product as hypothetical. Gene Ontology annotation, biological process: transmembrane transport. Gene Ontology annotation, molecular function: transmembrane transporter activity. The record is from RefSeq and is a predicted model, not a curated record. NCBI's taxonomy places the organism in Eukaryota, Cryptophyceae, Pyrenomonadales, Geminigeraceae. The coding region runs from base 12 to 2078 and encodes 688 amino acids. Gene Ontology annotation, cellular component: membrane. The transcript is spliced from 6 exons.
GCACUCCAAAGAUGGAGAGUGAAGCUCACGAGGAGCUGCGACAAAAGAUAGACCAGAAGGGCGGGAGUCCAUUGAAGUUGGAGAAUGGCGAGGAUUUCGAGAUCAAGCAGCACAGAGGCUGUACUGAUAUGUUGUGUUGCUUGAUCUUCAUCGUGUUUUGGAUCGGAAUGCUCAUCGUGGGGAUAUUUGCCUUUUCCAAUGGACAGCCACCCCGACUUCAUUAUGGCUAUGACUUCCUCGGGCAAACUUGUGGGACCGGAAUCAAUUCCAACAAGACUUUGCUAUAUUAUCCACGACCAUCGUCGAGCAAUCUGACAUGGUCGGUCUGCGUUGACGUAUGUCCACCGUCUUCAUUGCAGAUCAGGUGUAUCUUGCCGUUCAAAACAUCGCAAAACACCGAAUGCCCAGAAUCUGGAACAGCAACAGGGUACUACUCUUGUCUGAGCCAAAACCCGCUUUGCGAUUGUGGAAGUGGCAAUCAACCUUCCGAUUCUUGCUGCACAGGAGCACUUACAGGGCAGGGCAGUCAAGUCAUCAACAGCAACGUGCCUGCCACAAAGACCGUCAGUCAGAACCAGCCUUACGCUUUCUGCUUCCUGACUUACUCCUCCUCGCCCAUGUCGGGCUUCAAUCGUUGCGUGCCUUCGACGGGGUCAGGGUCGGUAUCCUCCACAUCCUCUUCCAACUUAACGGCGUCAUCGGAAAGUCCAAGCUACAUUGUUGCUGCGAUCAACACUCCAUCGCAGACUUUCGCCUACCUCUCAGAUCAAGUGCAAGAACAAAAGUGGAUCAUCGUAGCGGCAGGUGGUAUUGCCCUCGUCAUCGCCUUCGUCUACGCGUUCUUCCUCAAGAUUUUCGGAGCUCCCAUAUCCUACAUCAUCCUGCUUGCUACAUGGCUUCUGCUGGCAGCGGCUGUCUUGGUACUCGCUAUUAAGGCUCACUUCAUCAAUGCAAACACAAUCCCUGGGAGUGCAGCCUUGGCUUCCAGUGUUUCACUGGGUCCUGCGCAAGCGAAUCAAGGAAUGACGAUUGCUGCAGCCGCAGUGGCUGGAGUAGCCUUGGUUGCCUACACGCUCAUCCUCUUGGUGAUGCUGCCAAGGAUCAGCACUGCCAUCAAGGUGAUUGGAAUUGCGACUGAAUGUCUAGCGGAAGUUCCCAGUAUGCUUCUGCUGCCUGUUUUCCAAUGGGCAGCCACCGUUGCGUUGUUCGUGUGGUGGAUAUUUGUCUUCCUUUACCUAGCAUCAUCGGGAACAUGGGAGGCAAGUCAGCAUCAGUUUGUUUGGAACACUACGCUUCAGAGGAUGAUCAUUUAUCACUUCUUUGGUCUUCUCUGGGGCAGGACAUUUAUUCUUGCAUGCGGAAACCUCAUCAUUGCUGGAGCCACAGCCGAGUGGUUCUUGGCGUUUGACAAGAGAACCUUGGUCCUUCCCCUGUUAUCGUCAACUAAGCGAACUAUGAUAUAUCAUGGUGGUACCGCAGCAUUCGGCAGCUUGAUUAUUGCUAUCGUGCAAUUCAUUCGAUGGGUCUUCCGCUACUACGUGUACAAACUGAAGAAGAUGAACCCAAACAACCCGCUGGUCAAGAUAUUUGCAUGUUGUGGCGAAUGUUGCCUUUCAUGCUUGGAACGCUUUUUGAAUUUCCUCAACAAGAACGCUUACAUUCAAACAGCGAUACGAGGAACGAACUUUUUGGUAUCAGCAAAAGCAGCGUUUAUGCUGAUUUUGAGAAACUGCCUACGGAUUGGAACCUUGAAUGUGAUGACGACAAUUUUCAUCGCCAUAGGAAGGCUCUUUAUCGCAAUCGCUUCCACGUUUCUUUGCGCUCUGAUCAUGGUUGGAGGCAACUUCAACGAUGUGACGUCUGCGCCGGUCUUCCCCACAGCCAUCGUCGGGUUGAUCUCUUUCAGUGUUGCCUCCGCGUUUAUGGAUGUUUGGGACAUGUGCAUUGACACCAUCUUCCAAUGCUACUGUAUGGACAUCGAACUUGACACUGGAAAGACGCCAGGAAGUAUGAAGCAGGUCAUUGCCGAUCACCCUCCCUCCGAGGACGAUGUGAAGACUCUCUCGAACCAAAUCUGA